Molecule: messenger RNA, 1008 nt
Organism: Sceloporus undulatus (fence lizard)
Lineage: Eukaryota; Metazoa; Chordata; Lepidosauria; Squamata; Phrynosomatidae
Product: mas-related G-protein coupled receptor member A1-like
Exons: 1
Coding region: 1-1008 (335 amino acids)
Biological process (GO): G protein-coupled receptor signaling pathway
Cellular component (GO): membrane
Molecular function (GO): G protein-coupled receptor activity
Source: RefSeq, a predicted model, not a curated record
AUGAUCAAUUUCAGCCCAGGAUUCCCAUCCCUUUUGAAUUCAAGCAAUGAAUUUUAUACAUUGGAUCCUGACAAUAAGUCUUAUCCAGGUUAUGGCUAUACAUUUUAUCCGGCAUUCAAUAAUGCAAUGGCAUUUGGUAACAUUUCACAUUAUGAUACAGGAUAUAUCUAUUCAUCUUUUGAAAUAUGUGUAAUUGUUCUGACUAUUGUUUUCUGCUUUUUUGGACUUAUGGGGAAUGGAACAAUCAUCUGGCUUCUCACUUUCUGCAUUCAAAGGAAUCCUUUCACCACUUUCAUCCUAAAUUUGGCUGUUGUUGAUUUCGGAGUCCUUCUGUUCAUACCUCUCAUUAUUAUUUUAUAUCUUUGUAACCUAUAUAAGAUUUUCUAUCCUUAUUUUUAUUUGGAAGAUCUCUUUAUGUACAUGUACAUCCCUGGCCAAUUUUUGCUGACAGCCAUCAGUAUGGACAGGUGUGUGUCUGUCCACUUCCCACUUUGGCAUCGAUGCCACCGGCCAAAACAUUUAAGUACCAUUGUGUGUGCUGUAAUAUGGGUCAUCUCUUUCCUUCUUUGUUUAAUUCCAUCCACUCUCAAUCUAAUUGAUGCAACUCGAUACUAUACUGCAAUGGCCUGCCUAUCUGUUUCAAUUGCCCUACUUUGCCUCCCACUCAUGACUAUCUCCACUCUGUUCUUGUUUAUGAAAGUCUGCUUGAAACCGACGCAGCACCAACGUGGAAACAUUUUAACUGCCAUCUUACUUACUCUCCUCUUCUACAUCAUUCUUGCAUUUCCAUUUAAUAUAUUCUUUUCUAUCAUUUAUUUUUCAGGGUAUUUCCCCUUUUCUCUAUCUAUAUAUGGGUUUUUAUGUGCCUCCUUAAACAGCAGUGUCAAUCCACUGAUUUAUUUCCUAGUUGGAAGACAAAAGAAGGGGCAAUAUAGGGAGACUUUGAAAGUUAUACUGCACAAGGUUUUCAAUGAAGAGCAAGAGCCCCCAGUUCAAAUCCCAUUAUGA